GCUUGGCGCCGAGGGGUGUGGUGCUUCCGUAGCGUUGCAUUGGUGUUGUGAGGAUGUCUGGCCGCGGCAAAGGCGGGAAGGGCCUGGGCAAGGGGGGCGCGAAGCGCCACCGCAAGGUGCUGCGCGACAACAUCCAGGGCAUCACCAAGCCCGCCAUCCGGCGGCUGGCCCGGCGCGGCGGCGUCAAGCGCAUCUCCGGCCUCAUCUACGAGGAGACCCGCGGGGUGCUCAAGGUGUUCCUGGAGAACGUGAUCCGGGACGCCGUCACCUACACGGAGCACGCCAAGCGCAAGACGGUCACGGCCAUGGACGUGGUGUACGCGCUCAAGCGCCAGGGCCGCACCCUCUACGGCUUCGGGGGCUAAGUGUCAUCGUUCAAGCUACCGAAAGUAUGCGAUUUUCACCCAAAGGCCCUUUUCAGGGCCACCUACCGCGCCCACCGAAAGCGCUGUCCACUUCGUGUUCCCCACUCGCUGUUGAGCCGGGUUAAGCAGUCGCUGCGUUUUGCGGUUUUGAAGUGAAGUUAAUUUGACAACUAAGACACUCUGCAUUUCUGGUGCUCUCCGAUAAUGAACGCAGAUCCAGAACAGCAGCCUGUGCUAAGUUGUGGGCUUGAAUAUACGUCCCUGUCGUGUUUCAGAGGGAUUCCCUGUCCAGCGUGGCUGGUUUCUUUCUGAGCCCACCAGAACCUUCUAUUGUACUCCUGGUUAGCGUUCUACAGAUUUGUUUCUGAACGUGCUUUGUUAUCCCGAGUAGUCUUCGGGACUUCAAGUCUUCGGCUUGCUUACAAGUCCACUUAAAUUUGCGUUAACAGAUGGUUGAAUUCCUGCUAGAGAGGUCAUGUGCUUUUCGACCCCAAACCUUCGUGGUUCAGAUCCCACCUUUGCGUCGGGAAAUGCGUGCUCAACUAGCAGCUCGCAGAUGGGUUACACAUUGUUCUCAGGGUCUGUAAACCUUGAGUCUCAGACUGUCAACACUGCCACCGUGUGUUAACAAUGGGUCUGAUUUUGUGAAGAUUCUCGCGGGACCGUUGUGCUGUGUCAACUGGUCUAUUUCCAAUAAAAUUUGUUUCCUGGAAUACAAAGGCAUAGCUGAAUAGGUGGGUCUGUCACUUUAGGCGACAUGUCCUGGCUUUUCUGGCACCAGACAUGCCCUGGCUUUUCUGGCAGCUGAAGUUAGGUUGUGGCACAGGGGCCCAAGAUGAGUCAGAAGUCACUCCUAGGUUUGGGCUUUAAAACUUUCUUCCCUCUUAUCUGGUAAGAAGGAGUUGACCUUGUUUGAUCUAGGAGAAACAUCAGGUCCUUAGGGAAUGGUAAAACAAUGACUUGAAGGAAAAAGAGUCCUGGAUUGAUCAGGAAGAGGUGGAUCAAUCACAAGGAUCUGUCCCGUGUGACAUGAAGAACUGUCUUUAAGCUAAUUUAUUGUGGAGACUGUUACAGCCACUUAACAUUUCAAACCAAAUACGGUUUGGGUUUCUCAAUUUCUGUAGCAGUGUGGACAGUCCUCUGUGGACCUGAACAUGGUUUUAAGGGAAGCUGAUUCCAAGUGGGGCCGUUUCGUUGGUAUGUGUGCCACUGUGUUCCAUUCUGGACAAAACACGAAAUAAGGGCUUAUUAUGUGUUAGAAACGCGUGGACUGCGCAAACAUCUUAGACAUUGUAAUGUGGGAUUUGAAAGUACUGUCUUCCCUUGGUAGAGUUGAUCUUCACAAUAAGUGGACCAAAGACACCUUUGAGAAUGUGUUAGGGGGCUCAAGUCCCCUCCGAGGCUCAUUCAGGGAAACCCCAGGGCUCCCUGGAUUCUUGUCAACAACCUGGAGUCUAGGACUUCAGGAUCUGGGAUCUAGAGAUGCAGAACUGAAGAGAGGAAAAGGCAGACAUAAUACAGAGAGCGCAUAUUGAACGAUAAUAUCCCACUUUAUUCACUACGGGCCGUAGGCGUAUCUAUUCUCGAGAAGUGAGUUUGGAAAUGCAAGCUAGCCCCAUCUGAGAAAUUAUGAUUUUCAGAGGCCUGAAGUCCAAACUGGCUGAAUCACACACGAUUUGGGAGUAAAUGAAAACAAUGAGGAUGGAUUUGCAGCCCGGUUCAGGAAGAAGUCCAUGAAUCUUCCUAGUUAAGGCCCUUUGAACUUCCAUCGCCAGUCUUGAAAAAUAUAUUAACAAGGCGUAAGAAUGCAGUCGUCUACGUCCUUGAGCAAUUCAUAUAUUAAGUUUACAAGUUUCCAUUAUCCCUUAAGAAAUAAAAAAAGAAACUGGAGACCUGACUCUGUGUCGUCUUUGGUGAGCUCACUUACCCUCUCUGUGUCUGUUUCCUCGUUUAUGAUAGGGAGAUAGCAGCAGUGUCUACCUUAUAGGUUUGGGGUGAAUAAAAUUAAGCCUUUGGUGAGUAUUUUGUCCAGUGCCUCGUACAUGGUAUCUGCUCCGUUUUGUCUUUUAUUAUGAUUGCUAUUACUAUUAUUGUUAUUUCUCAUGAAAUGAGAGAUGCCCAGAGAAAAAGAAGGUGACAUUUAAACUGUGACACAUACUCUUCAAGUUUUCAAUUUGCACUUGGUAUCUUUAUGUUCUGUGGCAAAUCUCGAACCACGUUUGUCAUCUAUAAUGCAGGGGAAGCUUCGUAUUUUUUUUUUCAGGCUUGAGUGCGAAAACCCCGGAUAAAUAAUAUGGUCACAGUGUGUGUGUGGGUUCCACAAACACGAGUUUACGUACAUUCUUAAGAAGUUGCAAGUGUAUUAACGAAUGUUUUGUGUAUACAACCAUAAAAACUCAAUUCCAGAUAAUUUUAAAAACAACCCCCCACCCCAAUAUACACACUAAUAUUAAGCAAAAAAACCAAGAGACUCUUGAAAGGGAAUUUCCCUGAUCAAUGAAGAAAUGGCUGGGUCCUCAGGCCUUUCACUUCUGUCGCUGUCCGCAGCUUCUAGGAAAGUAGAUUUGACGGAUCUAGCUGGGCAGGUGCCGGCUCCAAUCAGACAUCAUGGCCCUAGAGAAGGGGUGACAACACAGUGGAGACUCUUAUGUCCCAAGGGUGAGACCACAUUCCUGAGUCCCAAUGCUGUCAAUGUCUGGGUUGCCUGUUAUUCCCUGUAACUCGAAUUCCCAGUGGGUUCCAUUUACUGUAUGCAAAGGUCUCCCAUGUUGUCAUUUCAGUAGACAUCACACCAGGCUGGUCACACACGUCCUCCUUCCUGAAACACUAUUUUCUUGACUUCUGUGACUCUAAUCUCCUGGUUUUUAUCCUCACCAUUUAGAAUCUUUGGCCAUCUUCUUUUCUUUCCUUUCUUCUUUACCCAUGGGAAAAUUCCAAUUCUGUUGCAUGCCAACAACAAUAACAUUUCUAUUUCCAAACUCUUGUCACAAGUUCUAUGUUCGGUCCCCACUUUGCUCUGGUUCCCAGAUUCACAUGUACAACUACUCACUUGCUACCUUCCGUGGAAUGCUUUAGGGGAUUUAAACAUUGCCAUGUCCCGGUCUCUGAAACCUCAUCCUCUCCUAGAAUUCUUGGUCAUUAUGCAAGAAUUUCAGCAGCAUUGCAAGCGGUGGAUAAACAUACAGGCUGGGGGCACACAUUCUGGUUCCAACCCCAGCCCCACACCUUGCUCAUCCCCAGU
This is a messenger RNA of Panthera uncia (snow leopard), 3606 nucleotides long. RefSeq names its product histone H4. Gene Ontology annotation, cellular component: nucleosome. Gene Ontology annotation, molecular function: structural constituent of chromatin; DNA binding; protein heterodimerization activity. NCBI's taxonomy places the organism in Eukaryota, Metazoa, Chordata, Mammalia, Carnivora, Felidae. Gene Ontology annotation, biological process: nucleosome assembly. The transcript has a single exon. The coding region runs from base 54 to 365 and encodes 103 amino acids. The record is from RefSeq and is a predicted model, not a curated record.